Messenger RNA from Psilocybe cubensis, 1146 nucleotides. RefSeq lists its product as uncharacterized. The transcript has 3 exons. Bases 1 to 1146 code for a protein of 381 amino acids. NCBI's taxonomy places the organism in Eukaryota, Fungi, Basidiomycota, Agaricomycetes, Agaricales, Agrocybaceae. The record is from RefSeq and is a predicted model, not a curated record.
AUGUCGGCGACGACUACAGAAACGCAGACUUCUCCUCCCCAGACCCCCCAAACGCCAGAGUUCACUGUGCUCAACCGCGUUGCUUCCAUUCCAAUGAUUUCUUCAUCCCUGGUCACCAUUAAUGAAGCAUUAUCGACCAAUACCUACACCCGCUCUUCGUAUAUUCAUGCUAAAGAGCUCUCUACCUCUGCCUACAAGCUUACCGAACCUCUCCAAGUCAAAUUGGCUCCCCUUAUUGUCCGUGCUGACACCUACGCCAACAAGGCUGUCGACGCGGUCGAGUCUCGCUACCCUUAUCCAUUCAAGGCCCAGCCAGAGGAGGUUGCCACCUACGUGCGCGAACGCAAAGAGAGUACCACCAACUAUGUCAGCGAGCGUGUCAACCAUGUCAACAAGGCGAUUGAUGAAAAGGUCAAGACCCCCGCCUACAAUGUUGUUCACGGCAUCGAUAGGCGAUUUGCCCCAAUCGUCGACUACUUCGAGGUUACCGUAUCGCGACUCAACAAUUCCGAAGCCGGCCCAUCUACACCUCCUGAUGCUCAAUACCAAUACCAACGUGCUCUCGCCCUUUCCAAAACUCUCGGCGAGAACAUCUACGACUAUUCCAACGAGCAACUGAAACACUUCCAGGCCCAAUCUGUUAUCGCUCAGAAGGCCUCGGAGACUGCCGCCUCUAUCUCUACCGUCGCUUCGUCAUCUCUUGCAUCUGCCCAAAACCGCAUCCACACCCUCUCCGAUACCAUGCUCGCUGAGCUCCAGAAACUCCAGGCUUCAACAAACUCCCUCACAACUUCUCUCCAGGCCAGUCUCCAAAAUUCCGCUUCGCAACUCCAGUCCCAGCUCCCCAGUCAGAUUCAACAGUCAUAUGCCGAUCUCUCCGCCGCAUUAACCUCUACUGUCAACGAGCUCACGACUAUUAUUACCACGAAGGACCUUCCCCUCCAAGAAAAGGUAGCCCGUGUUGGUAAAGAAGUCCAGGAACGUGUGCACCCUCUUCUCGAAACCGUGAAAAAGGGUGUUUCGGAGGUCCUUGCCCGCUCCAAGGAGGCGAGAGUCGUUGCUGAACCUGCUGCAGAGCCAAAGGAGGCUGAAGCUGAGGUCAAAGAGGCGAACGGAAACGGCCAUGCACCAGUCGCCUCUGAGUGA